AUGCCCAUCCUCAACGCAUUUACCCUUCAAAAAAAGUACCCUGCAUUGCAGGUGAACGAUAUCAACUCCCUCAUUGACCAAUUCAACGAGUUGGACUUGGAUGGUGAUGGCUAUCUUGAUGAAACCGAGAUCCAAAAGGCUUGCAAGGAUAGUGGUUACAGCAGCAACUAUGAUGAGAUCCGUGCCACUCUCAAGCAAGUGAGAACCAGUGCUACAAGCAAAAUCGACACUGAGGAGUUUAUUGAGCUUGCUUCCAAAUUGAAGGAAGGUCGAAACAAGGGUGCUUUUGAUGUUCAUCAACACAAGAUUCGUGUCCAUGGAACCAACGCCGGCACUACUCACACCAUCAACGAGGAUGAACGUACCGAAUUUACUCGCCAUAUCAACAGCGUCAUGGCUGGUGAUGUCCAUAUCGGCAAUCGUUUGCCCAUUCCCACCGAUACUAUGCAGUUGUUUGAUGAAUGCCGAGAUGGUUUGAUUCUUUCAAAGCUGAUCAACGAUGCUGUGCCUGACACUAUUGAUGAGCGUGUUUUGAACGUCCCCAAGAACAAAAAGAUCAACAACUUCCAGAUGGUGGAAAACAACAACAUUGUCGUCAACUCUGCCAAGGCUAUUGGUUGUUCGGUGGUGAAUAUUGGUUCUCAAGAUCUCAUUGAAGGCCGUGAACAUUUGAUUCUUGGUCUUAUUUGGCAAAUCAUCAAACGUGGAUUGCUGAGCAAGAUUGAUAUCAAGUUGCAUCCCGAAUUAUACCGUUUGUUGGAGGAGAAUGAGACUUUGGAAGAAUUCCUCAAGUUGCCUCCUGAUCAGAUUUUGUUGCGUUGGUUCAAUUAUCAUCUUAAGGCUGCCAAUUGGGAACGAAGAGUCAACAACUUUAGCAAGGAUGUUGCCGAUGGUGAAAACUACACUAUCUUGUUGAACCAACUCAAGCCCGAGACGUGCUCUCGUGCACCUUUGCAGGAACGUGAUGUCUUGCGACGUGCUGAAAUGGUCCUUGACAAUGCUGAAAAGAUUGGAUGCCGCAAAUACUUGACCCCUACUGCUAUGGUGGCUGGUAACCCCAAGCUUAACCUUGCUUUUGUGGCUCACUUGUUCAACACCCAUCCUGGUCUUGAUCCAUUGACUGAAGAAGAAGCUCCUGAGAUUGAACCAUUUGAUGCUGAAGGCGAGCGUGAAGCAAGAAUGUUCACCUUGUGGCUCAACAGUCUCAAUGUCGAUCCUGGUGUAUACAACUUGUUCGAGGAUCUCAAGGAUGGUCUUAUUCUUUUGCAAGCCUUUGAUAAGGUCAUUCCCAACUUUGUCAACUGGCGGGCGGUUAACAAGAAGCAGCCCUUGUCACGUUUCAAGGCGAUUGAGAAUACCAAUUAUGCAGUACAUCUUGGUCAAGAACGUGGUUUCUCAUUGGUUGGCAUCCAAGGUGCUGAUAUUGCUGAUGGUACCCGGACAUUGACAUUGGCCUUGGUCUGGCAGCUUAUGCGCGAAAACAUUAUCCACACACUGCAAUCACUCACCAAGGGUGGUCGAGCUGUGACCGAUCAAGAUAUGGUACGCUGGGCCAACGAAAUGGUGCAACGUGGUGGCAAGCAAAGCCGAAUGCAAUCUUUCCGUGAUCCUUCCCUUCGCACAGGUCUCUUCUUUUUGGAUGUCUUAAAUGGUCUCAAGCCUGGCUAUGUCGAUUACUCUUUAGUAACCCCUGGUCGUUCCGAGGAGGAUGCUUUCAACAAUGCCAAACUUGCCAUCUCUAUUGCUCGUAAGCUUGGAGCUACUAUUUUCUUGGUGCCUGAGGAUAUCGUAGAAGUUAGAUCCAAGAUGAACUUGACUUUCAUCGGUAGUUUGAUGGUGGUUGAGAGACAGAAUGGCGGCGCUUAA
This is a messenger RNA of Lichtheimia ornata, 1866 nucleotides long. RefSeq lists its product as uncharacterized. NCBI's taxonomy places the organism in Eukaryota, Fungi, Mucoromycota, Mucoromycetes, Mucorales, Lichtheimiaceae. Gene Ontology annotation, molecular function: calcium ion binding; actin filament binding. The transcript is spliced from 8 exons. Bases 1 to 1866 code for a protein of 621 amino acids. Gene Ontology annotation, cellular component: cytoplasm; actin filament bundle; actin filament. The record is from RefSeq and is a predicted model, not a curated record. Gene Ontology annotation, biological process: actin filament network formation; actin filament bundle assembly.